GGCAGCAGCCCGCUCUAGCGCAGGACGUCUCCAUAUCAUCACCAGCAGCAGCAGUGUUUGAGCGCACGUGUGCCGGCUGCCAUGCUGGGGGAGGGAACCUGCUUAAACCGGGUGCGGGCCUCUCACUCGCUGAUCUCCAAAGGAACGGGCUCACCUCAGCAGACGACAUUGCCAGGGUCACUGCAUUCGGCAUCGGUCGCAUGCCUGGCUAUGGGGAGGACUGCAAACCGAGGGGCCAGUGCACGUUCGGCCCGCGUCUGAGUGCUGACGUCAUCCGCCAGCUGGCAGAGUACACCCUGUCACAGGCAGAGGCAGGAUGGCCACGCUGA
Messenger RNA from Closterium sp. NIES-65, 329 nucleotides. The record is from the annotation of a GenBank genome assembly. NCBI's taxonomy places the organism in Eukaryota, Viridiplantae, Streptophyta, Zygnematophyceae, Desmidiales, Closteriaceae.